Molecule: messenger RNA, 4187 nt
Organism: Nycticebus coucang (slow loris)
Lineage: Eukaryota; Metazoa; Chordata; Mammalia; Primates; Lorisidae
Product: sodium-dependent phosphate transport protein 2B-like
Exons: 13
Coding region: 667-2733 (688 amino acids)
Biological process (GO): intracellular phosphate ion homeostasis; sodium-dependent phosphate transport
Cellular component (GO): brush border; vesicle; apical plasma membrane
Molecular function (GO): sodium:phosphate symporter activity
Source: RefSeq, a predicted model, not a curated record
UGAAGAUAGUACAGGUCUGCCCACAAGCUCACCACAGAGUGGUGAAAGCAGCCCCCUUCCCAGGGCACGAUGUGGACCAUCCAGCCCUUUCCCAUCACAGACCCAAAGCCCAGCUUGCCAAGCGCCAACUGUGGAGUCCGGACUCCCAGGACCGAAAGUACCCCCAAAGACUGAUAAGGCCGGAACAAUCCUGGCUUUGUUUUAGAAGGAUUUAUCCUGAGUUUGCAGUUGGCUUUUUAUCUGUUGUCUCAAUGUGUCUGACCUCUCAGGAGAUUCAGGGUCUUGGGGAGAAGGAGGCAGAGGACAGGGAGCCCGAGCAGCCCCUGCUGGGAUCUCAGGCAGCCGGAGUUGGGGCGGGGGGUGCGCGCGCCAGGGCGGGCGGGGCGCGGGGCCAGGCGGGCUGCGGGCACCGUCCGAGCCAUCUUCCCGCAGCCCCGCCAACCGCUGGUCGCUCUUCCGCGCGGCGGGCGAGGUCACGAUGGGCUCAGUGAGCCGGCAUGUAGGUAGUGCCCCGGCGGCGGCGGCAGGCGGUCCUGGAAUGUGCGAGAGGCGUGAUGACAGUGGCAGCCGGCCUCUUUGCGCAACACCUUCGCCAUAUAUACCCGGGCAGGCGCCGCGCUCUACCUGGCCGCCGCCACUCCAGCACCUGCAGAGGGAGCGCGGAACAUGGCUCCUUGGCCUGAACUGGAAAAUGCCCAGCCCAAUCCCAGCGAGUACAUGGAAGAGGCCUCGAGUCAGCAGCCCCCCACCACCGACAAAGGCAAGGGCACCCACAAAAAUGACAGCAAGGCCCCUGUCGCCAAGAUUGAACUUCUGCCAUCCUACUCCACGGUGACACUGAUAGAGGAGCCCACAGAGGUGGAUGACCCCUGGGACCUGCCUGCCCUUCGGGACACUGGGAUCAAGUGGUCAGAGAGGGACACCAGAGGGAAGAUCAUCUGUGUCUUCCAAGGCAUCGGGAAGUUCCUUCUGCUCCUGGGGUUUCUCUACUUGUUCGUGUGCUCCUUGGAUGUCCUCAGCAGCGCGUUCCAGCUGGUUGGAGGGAAGAUGGCUGGACAGUUCUUCAGCAACAACUCCAUUAUGUCGAACCCUGUGGCCGGCUUGGUGAUCGGGGUGCUGGUGACCGUCCUCGUGCAGAGCUCCAGCACCUCCUCGUCCAUCAUCGUCAGCAUGGUGGCCUCCUCGCUGCUGACCGUGCGGGCGGCCAUCCCCAUCAUCAUGGGGGCCAACAUUGGGACCUCCAUCACCAACACCAUCGUGGCGCUCAUGCAGGCAGGAGACCGGAGCGAGUUCAGGAGGGCCUUUGCAGGUGCCACCGUGCACGACUUCUUCAACUGGCUCUCAGUGUUCGUGCUCUUGCCCCUGGAGGCUGCCACCCAUUACCUGGAGACGCUGACCAACCUGGUAGUGGAGACUUUUCACUUUAAGAAUGGAGAAGAUGCCCCGGCGCUUCUGAAAGUCAUCACAGAUCCCUUCACGAAGCUCAUUAUCCAGCUGGAUAAAAAAGUUAUCAACCAAAUUGCAAUGAAUGAUGAAGCAGCCAAAAACAAGAGUCUGAUCAAGAUAUGGUGCAAAACUUUUACCAACGUGACUCAGAUGAAUGUCACCAUCCCCUCACCUGAAAAUUGCACCUCCUCUUCACUCUGUUGGAUGAACGGUACCCACACUUGGACUAUCAAGAACGUGACCCACCAGGAGAACAUUGACAAAUGCCAGCAUAUCUUUGUGAAUUUCAACCUCCCGGAUCUUGCUGUGGGCAUCAUUCUGCUCAUAAUCUCCCUGCUGGUCCUCUGCGGCUGCCUGAUCAUGAUUGUCAAGCUCCUGGGCUCCGUGCUUAAGGGACAGGUCGCUGUUGUCAUCAAGAAGACUCUUAACACUGACUUCCCCUUCCCCUUUGCCUGGGUGACUGGCUACCUGGCCAUUGUCGUGGGGGCGGCCAUGACCUUCAUCGUGCAGAGCAGCUCUGUCUUCACGUCUGCCAUGACCCCGCUGAUCGGUCUUGGUGUGAUAAGCAUCGAGAGGGCUUAUCCGCUCACGCUGGGCUCCAACAUUGGCACCACCACCACGGCCAUCCUGGCUGCCUUGGCCAGCCCAGGCAGUACAUUGCGGAGCUCCCUCCAGAUCGCCCUGUGCCACUUUUUCUUCAACAUCUCUGGCAUCUUACUGUUUUACCCGAUCCCGUUGACUCGCCUGCCCAUCCGCCUGGCCAAAGGCCUGGGGAACAUCUCCGCCAAGUACCGCUGGUUCGCCGUCUUCUACCUGAUCUUCCUCUUCUUUCUCAUCCCGCUGUCUGUGUUCGGCCUCUCGCUGGCCGGCUGGCCGGUGCUGGUGGGCGUGGGCGCGCCCAUCCUCUUCGUCCUCCUCCUGGUGGUGUGUCUCAAGCUCCUGCAGUCCCGCUGCCCCCGCGUCCUGCCUAAGAAGCUCCAGAACUGGAACUUCCUGCCCCUGUGGAUGCACUCGCUGAAGCCCUGGGACAGUGUCAUCUCCUCCGUCACCAGUUUGUGCCAGAGGCGCUGCUGCUGCUGCUGCCGAAUGUGCUGCCGUGUCUGCUGCCUGAUGUGUGGCUGUGGCCGGUGCUGCCGCUGCAGCAAGUGCUGUGAGGACCUGGAGGAGGGGCAGGAGGCACAGGGCAUCCCCAUCAAGGCCCCCAAGGCUUUUGAUGACAUAGAAGAGGUCAAGUCCCCAGCCAAUGCCCCAGGCUCAAAGGUCACCUCUGGCAGCACCGCCUUGUAGGGGGCCCAGGAGCAGGGGAGGACUUCAGGUCUCACUUGCUCUGCUCCCUCCCCACCUGCACCCUUCUACCUUUAGGAGAUCUGGCCCCUGUUAACCAGUGGAGUCACGACAGGUCCUCACUCCCUCCUGCCCAUUCUGUAAACCAGCCUGUGGGCCGGUGGUGUCUCAGCCUCUGGCCCCUUGGUUUUCCACUGCCAGGAAGGCAUGGACCACACUGAAGGAGACUCAGUGAGCCUGGCUGGAGAGAUGAUCAGGUCUGCACCUAACCAGGAUGCUCAACAGAACCUUUUUCAAACAUAAACCUUCCUCUCUGUUAGGAAAAGGCCCCAGAGAGGAGUGUAUGGAAAGGAAGGUUCUCAAAGGUGGAUGGGCAUGUGCAUGCCCGCGUGUGCACAGAGCUCGGACAUCUCUCUCACCAAAGUGUGCCUUCAGGCUAGAGAGCUGCUCCCAGCCAGCCUUGGCCCAGAUCCACCAGGUCGGGGACAUCCAGAGGUGUGGGUCUGUCCCAUUUCCUAGUGUUCUGCAAUGCCCUGUCAGGGUCCCUCACCUGGGCGGGUGCAGCAGCCUUUCACCUGUGUGGUCUUAGUGGAACAGGUCUCCAUCCCUCUCUGCCUCCCCCUACUGCUGUGUAGCUCUAUUUUUUUGGUCAGACAUAGUGGUCAACUUCCUUCAAUCUAUUCACGCAUCCACUGGAAUCUCUUUCCAAACAUUUUUCCAAUUUCCUGUGGAAAAGCUGUGGUUUGCUGCCCCUGUCCAUUCCUGUGCCUGUAAAUGUACAGAACUUUCUAGGAGCGGAGAGCCUGGUCUGCCCAGGGACCUUGCAGUGCAGUUCUGUGCACAUGUCCGUGAGUCAAAGGAGCACGGUCCUUCUCGUCCCAGAUGCCUUCUCGAGCCCCUGACCUAGUUACACCUCUACCACUGACCCUCCACCCUCUCACGGGAGCUACAGCCUGGUGGAGGUAAAGGCAGUGGGCUGGGCUCCGUGGCCACGCCCCCAACAACCACGCCCCUCCAUGACCACGCCCCGCCCGCUUCCCCUUGUCUUAACAGGUUGGGGCAUCUGACUUCACCCACCCCCCUCUCCCCAUGUACAUACCACUUCCCAAAUAGAGCCAUUUAUAUUCUAUAUUUAUAGUCACUCAUCUGUACAGCAUUUGUCCUAAGUUAUAUAGUAAAUGAUCAGGGGAUUUGUGCCUAUAGUGCCGUCAUUUGGAAAUAAGUAGGGGUUCUUCUAUGGAAUGUAAGGAAAGAGCCUCUUUGUAUAUUUUGUGUUACUGCCUUUUAAACCCGCCUCUAUGGCCACGCCCAUGCCGAACCCUCUGUAAAUAAGUAGUUUAAACCUGGGCAGGGGCUGUGACCAUCUUUGCACUCUGAUUUUUAAAAACUGAAUCCUUGUAUUUUCAUUGAUUGUAUUUUUUUACCGGUUAUGGGAAGGGACAAAUAAAGAUAAUCAA